Messenger RNA from Salvia hispanica, 1912 nucleotides. Its product is annotated as aspartic proteinase 36-like. Gene Ontology annotation, molecular function: aspartic-type endopeptidase activity. NCBI's taxonomy places the organism in Eukaryota, Viridiplantae, Streptophyta, Magnoliopsida, Lamiales, Lamiaceae. The record is from RefSeq and is a predicted model, not a curated record. Gene Ontology annotation, biological process: proteolysis.
GAGUGUGCUGCAACCGGCUUGCCGACGUUUAAAUCCCAACCAACGUAAUCCAAAAUUUCAAAAUCAAAUUUCAGUUAUCGGCUGUUGUCUCUCGCGCAAUCUCCCUCUCUCACAUAAAUAUCGUGAUAUACACAUGCGGAUAAAUGUCGUGAGUGAAACCAAUCUUCCAACAUACAACAGCCGUGUAGAUUGGAAGUGAAGCCGAGUAGCACUUCACAAACCCUUUUACUUUACCCAUGAAUUUUCCACUCGCGGUGGCGGCGUUCCUCGCGGUGUCGCUUGCAGUGGCUGCUGGCGUGACGUUGACUCUAGAGAGGGCGAAUCACGACGGGGUCGAGCUGAGUCGACUCAGACAAAUCGACCGCGCCAGGCACGGCAGAAUCCUGCAGCAACGCCCCGCCGCCGCCGGCGUCGUUGAUUUUCCAGUUGAAGGCACCUAUGAUCCGUAUCUUGUAGGGCUGUAUUUUACAAGAGUUAAAUUGGGAAAUCCUCCGAAAGAAUUUUAUGUACAGAUAGAUACAGGAAGUGAUGUGCUCUGGGUCGGUUGCACUCCCUGCAACGGUUGCCCUACUUCCAGUGGACUCCAGAUACAGCUCGAGUUUUUCGAUCCAUCGAGCUCAUCGACUGCAAGUCUCAUUUCGUGCUCAGACCGAAGGUGUGCAGUAGGGGAGCAGUCCGGUGACUCACUUUGUUCAAGUAAGAGUCAAUGUGGAUACACCUUCCAAUAUGGUGAUGGUAGUGGGACCUCGGGAUAUUAUCUAUCAGACUACAUAUAUCUCGAUACUGUAGUUGGGAACUCAGUGACUACUAACACUUCAGCAUCUGUUGUUUUUGGCUGUAGCACAUCACAGACGGGAGAUCUUACCAAGCCAGAUAGAGCAGUUGAUGGUAUAUUUGGUUUUGGACAGCAGGGUUUGUCUGUGAUUUCACAACUUUCUUCACAAGGUAUUACACCCAAUGCGUUUUCUCACUGCCUGAAUGGAGGAAACGGUGGAGGUGGUAUUUUGGUGCUUGGCCAGAUUGUGGAGCCAAAUUUAGUUUACACGCCGCUCGUACCAUCACAGCCACAUUACAACGUAAAUCUACAAAGCAUCUCUGUGAAUGGACAGACACUAGCCAUUGAUGCAUCAGUAUUUUCAACAUCAAACAAUGGAGGAACAAUUAUUGAUUCAGGAACAACAUUGGCAUACCUUGCAGAAGAGGCUUAUGAUCCUUUUGUCAGUGCCAUUAUGCAAACUGUUUCAUCAAAUGUACGCCCUGUUUCUUCCAAGGGGAACCAGUGCUAUCUAGCCACCUCCAGUGUCUCUGAAGUUUUCCCUCAAGUUAGUUUAAACUUUGCUAAUGGUGCUUCAAUGAUUCUGAGGCCUGAGGAUUACCUUCUGCAGCAAAACUCAAUUGGCGGUGCUGCUGUAUGGUGCAUUGGCUUCCAGAAAAUUCAGAGUAAAGGAAUAACAAUUCUAGGAGACCUUGUCUUGAAAGAUAAAAUCGUUGUGUACGAUUUGGCUGGCCAACGAAUCGGAUGGGCAAACUAUGACUGCUCGUCGUCUGUGAACGUCUCCACAAGCAACACGGGCCCGACCGAGUUUGUCAAUGCCGGACAAUUUGACAACAAUAGCUCACCACAUUACAAGCCUUGCAGUCUGUUGUUAAGCAUGGCUAUAGGAUUCUUAUUGCACAGUAUAUUCAUUGGUGUUCUGUUGCCAUCAUUUUUAUGAUGUAUCAAUACAUAUUUUUGAAUACAUAUUUCUUAUGUCAUAUCAGAUUACUAUAUUAUAGGCAUUGGUAGAAGCUAGGUUAUACUACUUGGCAAUUUUCGUGCACUGUUUCAGUUUCUUACUUCAUUAGUACAGAAAAUACUCUUAACAUUGUUGUACAGAACAAAAUCCAUUCAUGAAUACAUCUCUUUUAUACA